Messenger RNA from Pogona vitticeps (central bearded dragon), 3369 nucleotides. It is a transcript of the gene BNIP3, whose product is annotated as BCL2 interacting protein 3. Gene Ontology annotation, biological process: positive regulation of apoptotic process; mitochondrial outer membrane permeabilization. The record is from RefSeq and is a predicted model, not a curated record. Gene Ontology annotation, cellular component: endoplasmic reticulum; mitochondrial outer membrane; mitochondrial envelope. Lineage: Eukaryota; Metazoa; Chordata; Lepidosauria; Squamata; Agamidae.
GAACGACGGCAGGCUUCUUCUGACGAGGCCUCUCCAUGCCAGGAAUGGGAAUGGUGGCAACCGCUUGUGAUGAUUGCAAAAGCCACAGGAGGGGCGUGAUCUUUUUCUAGCAACCAAUCAGGGAGCUCUGUUCCUUUGAGGCGUCAUAAUCCUCGGAACCUGCCGCCGCCGCGACAACAAUAACAAUAACAUUCGAACGCCUCCUUCCUUCCUCGGGAGGCGAUCCGCCGGGGUGUGGACGUGGUCGGGGGUCCGCGCUAGCGUCAUCCGCCAGCUGCUCCUGUCAGCCGCCUUGGAGGAGAAGCGAAGCAGGGACGACACGAGCCGAGCCACUCCGGUGGGGUUCCAAAAUAGAAACGCUUCUUUUUCCCCGGAAGCGAUGUCAUCCAACGAGGCACCGGGCGUGCAAGAAGAGAAUCUGCAGGGUUCCUGGGUGGAACUCCACUUUAGCAGCAAUGGGAAUGGUAACGCUGCCCAACCUGCAAGCCAGGAACAGGUGCCGGCUUCUGUUUCGAUUUACAACGGUGAUAUGGAGAAAAUUCUUCUAGAUGCACAGCACGAAUCUGGGAGAAGCAGUUCACGAGAGAGCUCGCACUGUGACAGUCCUCCACGUUCCCAAACACCUCAAGACAUUCACAGAAUUUCUGAAGUAGAGAGCCGUGGCAGUGGAGAAAAGAAUAGCUCUCAGUCUGAAGAAGAUUUUCUAGAAAGAAGGAAGGAAGUGGAACGGCUCUUGAAGAAAAAUUCUGAUUGGAUGUGGGAUUGGUCCAGCAGGCCUGAGAACAUUCCACCCAAGGAAUUUCUCUUCAAACACCCAAAGCGCACAGCUACCCUCAGCAUGAGAAACACAAGUGUGAUGAAAAAAGGUGGCAUAUUUUCUGCAGAAUUUCUGAAGGUUUUCCUGCCAUCGCUGCUGCUCUCCCAUCUGCUUGCUAUUGGGCUUGGGAUCUAUAUCGGAAGACGUCUGACAACCACCGCUUCCAGUAGUACCUUGUAAGAGGUAAAAUGAAUCGGUCUCUUCUGCUAAACAGUGUCAACAUUCAUCCAGGCAUGCAAAAUGGUGGACAAAAGGAACUCCUAGGUGCGAAACAGCAACAUGGCUAUGUACGUUAUGUUCUCUAGAUGUUCUCCUUCUAGUUUAUUUUUAAUGGGGAAGGACAAAAACCGAAGCCCAACAGCACCUGUCUGUUAACCCCUUUUUUGCUCAAUUCAGCAUUGUGUAAGUUAGAUUGGGCCGGGGAACAUCUAGCCCUUGGACUGCAGAUCCCAAUAGCCCUUACUGGCAAGUGCCAAGGGUGAGAGGUGACAAGAGUUCCCUUGAAUGCAAAGGCCCACACAUUCUCUACCCUGUGUUUAGAUGGAGGUCUUUUUCUUUAAAACAAAACAAAACAAAUAUACACUGUAUGGUAAAAAAAAAUGUCCAUAAUGAAUGUUAAGUGGCAUGGCAUUAAUUUUGUAUGUUUCUGUCAGUUUCGUAAAUAUACAGGAUUGCUCUUGGUACCACUUUAUUGCAAAGGGGAGAAGAGUGGACCCAGAGUGUUGUGGCCUUACAUUUCUAUAAAGUCUGCAGUCUUUUUACUUGACGUGAAGUGACUUAGUAAAUUUACUGUAAGAUUUAAUCCUAAACACCCUCGAUACAAGUUUGUGUGUUUUAGUGUGGGAUUUUCCCCUUAAGUGUUUUCAGUGAAAGUUUAUAUGCAGCACAAGUGCUCACAAUAAUGUCAAAUAAGUGUGACUUUUGGUGCAGAUGAUUUAUACUAAAGCUAAAAUAAAGAUUACCCAGCUUUCCCUUCCUUCAACGUAACAUUGAGGGUGGAUAGGUACAAGAAAUCAGACCCAAAUUCUCUUUGAGCCAAGGACUUGCCAAGACAAGCGGACGGGAAACCUGUGGCUUUCUAGCUGCCAUCAGGCCACUGCUGCUGCAAAUUGCUGAACCCUUCAUAUGGGAGUUCAGUUUAGAAAAAUUGGGAGGACCACAAGUUCUCCACCCUUGCUAGAUGACAUGCUGAGAAACAGGGAAAGAACCAACCCUUGGUUUCCCCCAUGAUCGACAAGCACAGAUCUCUUGCCUUUGAACAUGGCAUGUUUCUGUAGGGAGCAGUCUUGGCAACCUAGCAAUUGAUAGACCCACCUGCCCUGAUUUCUUCUUGUCUCUUGGUUCUAGGACAGAUCUGAGCAAACCAGUUUUAAGCAUCCAAAAUUUUUAUGCAAGGACAAACCAGUUCUGAAAAUCACUUGUGGUAUACACAUCUUUACCACCGCGACAUUUGCAGCUGCAGGUUCUGCAAUGGUUUCAAAUCCUUUUCAAAAUAACUUCUAUUACAUAUAUUGUAACAACUCAGAGACUGGCCCAGAACCAGACAUUUACUUCUAAGUAACAUAAUUCUGUGGGAUUCACUUGUUAGAAUGUUCACACAAGAUUACAUAGUUAACUGUUGGGUACGUAAGGAAUGUAAUUUUUGCAACAUCUUUCUUACUACUUGUCACUUGAAUAAAAGUUUUUUUCAUCUGUGUGUUGCUGUGCAUUUACACGUAUGUUUUUUGUAAACUCUUCUACGGAGAACAUAUCUUGCUAUAUUUUGAAUAUGCAGCACUUGCCUGAUAAAGACCUAAGUAACAGGUAUGUGACUCUUCAGUUUAACUUCAUGAAAGUGCAGAAUCCCCCUGUAAACAUAAUUUUCCUACUAACUGUUAUGCAGUUUUAGACAUUUUUAAUGCUCUGAAGAAGUAACUUCAAGGUACUCAACCACUUUGUGAAACAUCUUGCAUAAAUUCUGUAAGAAAUUAGUACAGGUCACAGCAUUGAGAAUGUAACUGAACACAAUUUCAAUAUUCACUGUUAAGUGACCUGAAGUAACUGGUGUUUAAUUACAAAUAAUGGUGUUUUAUCUGGUUUCUAUCCUUGUUAGCACUGUGUACCUAGAGUAUUACUGUAAAAUUUAUUUCUUAUUGAUUUUAGGUUCCAGCAAGUAUAAUUUUUAAUGCUUGAGUGGCUCUGGAAUUAAUGUAGCUUUUACUACACUGCAUUUUGGCAGUUCUUACGUUGUUGUGUCAACAGUUUGCAUAAGUUAAAUAAGUAAUUAUUGAAUCAGCUAGGAGAGUCCCUUAGACUUCGAGCAAUUAGCUUGGCUUUAUCUUGCCAGUAACAAAACAGCUACUAAAUAUGUAAAGACUGCCAGACCUCCAUUUGUUCCUUUGUGAGUACAGGUGUUUCAGCUAGCACUCAGGGGCUUUCUUACCUUACUUAAGCCACCCAGGGCAUAAUAGACUACAGUUCCAAUCAUCCUUAUCCUUUAUGGCAAGGGGUUGAUGGUAAGUGUAGUCCAAAACCAUUUGGGGUUCUAAGGUCAGAAAAGGCUGUUUAAAGGA